CGCGCGCGUCCGGUCGCAGUCGGAGCCCCCCGGGCGGGGCGAGCGGCGCCCGGGCCACGACCGCUGCCUCUCCUCGGAGCAAACGUGACUUUUCGACCCCUCAGCCCGAAAACCUCCGAAUUGGUCAGAAGGGGAGAAGCUAUACCCUCGCCCAGCCGCGGACUCUCAGAGUUUGUGGUCUGUGUUUCCUCGAGAUUUUCAUCAGCAGAGAUAUGCAUUGGUGAGAAGCAUAGAUCAGCCUUUGAUCCUUGGGAGGCAGAGAAGAAGCAGUACUGGUUCCAAGAACGACAGGUUGCCACGGGACAGUCUCUCAGGUCGGGCCCAGGUAGCUGACUUCAUACCAGCUUCAGCUCCGCGGUGAAAGGGCUUCGGCCAGAGGUUUGCAGGAGCUCCACCCCGAGACAGUAACUGCUCAGCAGCUACACUGAGAAUGUUACUCCAACUUUUCAUCCCCGGGAUAAAUCACAUUUGGUCAAGUGAGUCUUUCACUGCAGGUGGACAGAAAUUCAGACUAAUUGGACAAAUGGCUAUUCCCCGUUUGUUCUGAGGACCUUUUUGCCCUUUCUGUUUUGAGUGUCCAGUCUUCAGAUUCCUCCUCACAUGUCACCACCACUACCAGAAACCUAGGUUGCAUGAUGGCAUUUGAAUAUUACCUCAAGAGGUGAUUAGCUGUGUUUGUCCUCUGCUGACUGUUUCUUCGGACUCACUUUUUUGGUGUCCAUUGGAGGGGCAAUAAACCCAAAGGGAUUAUACCAUGGACUACAAGGAAAGCUGCCCCAGUGUAAGCAUUCCUAGCUCUGAUGAACACAGAGAGAAAAAGAAGAGGUUUACUGUUUAUAAAGUUCUGGUCUCAGUGGGCCGGAGUGAGUGGUUUGUCUUCAGGAGAUAUGCAGAGUUUGAUAAGCUUUACAAUACUUUAAAGAAACAAUUUCCUGCUAUGGCCCUGAAGAUUCCUGCCAAGAGAAUAUUUGGUGAUAACUUUGACCCAGAUUUUAUUAAACAAAGAAGAGCAGGACUGAAUGAAUUCAUUCAGAACUUAGUUAGGUAUCCAGAACUUUACAACCAUCCAGAUGUCAGAGCAUUCCUUCAAAUGGACAGCCCAAAACAUCAGUCAGAUCCAUCCGAAGAUGAAGAUGAAAGAAGUACUCAGAAGCUUCACUCUACCUCACAAAACAUCAACCUGGGACCAUCUGGAAAUCCUCAUGCUAAACCAACAGACUUUGAUUUCUUAAAAGUUAUUGGAAAAGGCAGCUUUGGCAAGGUUCUUCUUGCAAAACGGAAACUGGAUGGAAAAUUUUAUGCUGUCAAAGUGUUACAGAAAAAAAUAGUUCUCAACAGAAAAGAGCAAAAACAUAUCAUGGCUGAACGUAAUGUGCUUUUGAAAAAUGUGAAACAUCCAUUUUUGGUUGGAUUACAUUAUUCUUUCCAAACAGCUGAAAAGCUUUAUUUUGUUCUGGAUUUUGUUAAUGGAGGGGAGCUGUUUUUCCACUUACAAAGAGAGCGGUCCUUUCCUGAACACAGAGCUAGGUUUUAUGCUGCUGAAAUUGCCAGUGCAUUGGGUUACUUGCACUCCAUCAAAAUAGUGUACAGAGACUUGAAACCAGAAAAUAUUCUUCUGGAUUCAGUAGGACAUGUUGUCUUAACAGAUUUUGGGCUUUGUAAAGAAGGAAUUGCUAUUUCAGACACGACCACAACAUUUUGUGGGACACCAGAGUACCUUGCUCCUGAAGUAAUCAGAAAACAGCCCUAUGACAAUACUGUAGAUUGGUGGUGCCUUGGUGCCGUUCUCUAUGAAAUGCUGUAUGGAUUGCCUCCUUUUUAUUGCCGAGACGUAGCUGAAAUGUAUGACAAUAUUCUUCACAAGCCCCUAAGUUUGAGGCCAGGAGUGAGCCUCACAGCCUGGUCCAUUCUGGAAGAACUGCUAGAGAAAGACAGGCAAAACCGACUCGGUGCCAAAGAAGACUUUCUUGAAAUUCAGAAUCAUCCUUUUUUUGAAUCACUCAGCUGGACUGAUCUUGUACAAAAGAGGAUUCCACCACCAUUUAAUCCUAAUGUGGCGGGACCAGAUGAUAUCAGGAACUUUGAUGCAGCAUUUACAGAAGAAACCGUUCCGUAUUCUGUGUGUGUGUCUUCUGACUAUUCUAUAGUGAAUGCCAGUGUACUGGAGGCAGAUGAUGCAUUUGUCGGUUUCUCUUACGCACCUCCUUCAGAAGAUUUAUUUUUGUGAACGGUUUGUCAUCCAGAAACCAUUGAGCAAAUACAAGCCUACAGAUGAGACUGAAACUCCUGUUUGUGUGAAUAUAUUCAAAUCUGUUUAACUAGUGCCUCAUUUUUACAUGUAAUGUUAAAAACUAUGAAAAAUGUAUUUUCUGCUGUAUGCAAGAAAAUAGGGCAUUUCAAAGAGCUAAGUUUUGGAUUAAAAUUUGUAUUAUUGUUUAUUAAGCUUAUUUUUAAACAGAAAUUUUAAAAAGCUAUUGUUCUCAGCAUUAACCUAUUUUUAAAGAAAACUUUUUGCUAAUGACUGUUUUUCCCCCUGAGUUUACACUAACAUCUACCGAAGACAGACUAUUUCUCAGUAGCCUAUUUCAGUUCAGCUAACUGCAUUAAUGCCUUUGUAACUCUCUACUUUGACCUUUGUUCUCAGAUCAGAACUAUGCAAUUGGUCUGUGGUUAAGAAGAAACCACACCUUUCCAUGAGAAGUCAUUGAUUGACAAAGUCAGUUCUUGGUAGGAUUAAAAUGUAAAAGCAUAGUUAGUACAUGGGCUAUGAGUUAACACUUUGAAUGAGUGUUUGCUCUGCAGAUCAAAUUAAGAAAUCACAAGGAGAUCCUUUGCUUUUGAAAUACCAGUUCAAAUUUGCGAAUUAUUUUUUUCUGGAAGAAAAGCAAAGACUUAAUAGUUAGAAAGUUUAAAUAUUCCCAAAGAUCCAAAGGGUAAUAAAAUACUACUGGAUUUUUUUUAGGUGGUGCCAAAAAUGAAUGUCUCUGUGUCAUGUAUUUAUAUUACAAAUACAUUCUAUUUAUGUUCUUUCUGGUCUUUUGAUGUUAUUGGUAAGCAGGCCUAAAUCUCAGUAUUUGCUUUUGCAGACAGCUGUGCAAAACUGUUUUUCUAAUUGGUUAAUAAGUGAAAAAUAUUGAGCUUUCUAGAAUUUUUACCUAAUUGGGAAUUGAAAAAUAGAAUAGCAGAUUCUGAGUCAAUAUAAAUAUAUAUUUCACUACAGUUUAACAAGUUAAAAAUAAUUCAGGCGGAUGCAAUGUCAGUAUCUUAUUUGUCUUAGAAAGAAAGUACAGGAAACUGACCUUAAAAUCAGACUAAAACCCAACUGUGGACUUGUCAUGAUGAAGAGAAUACAGAAACACUAAAAAGAAUGCUUGUCUUGGAAUUCUGCUUCUUGGAGAUUUUUCAGAUCCUGUAGGAAACGUUGUGAAAGUUUAGAGACCAAGUUUAAAUGCUUCAGGUACAAGCAUUCUUUCCAUGUAUUUUCUUUUGAGGAAAAAAGAAAUCGCAAAAGCAUUUCACACCAAUACCCUUUGGCUUAAAAAUGCUCAGCAAAAUGGUGGGAGAGGGAGUGUGCUUUUGCUAGUUUCAUAACAUUUGCAUCCAAUACACUGAAUCUUACUUUAGAGGUAAGACUUUAAUAGUGACACUGUAAAUAUUCGGUUUUUUGGCACUACUGUAAGUUCUGCUUUUACACAAAGCUCUUUGCUAAUUAUAAAGCAAAAUAAAAACUGUAGUCUCCUGUAUGAUUUAUUUUUUACUCAGUCACUCCUUAAUUAAACUGCCAGAAAUUAAAGUGCAAUAUUGUAUAUUUUUAAGAACGAGUUUAAAAUAUUAUGCUGAUGUUUACUGGAUCACAAGAAAUAAAAAUCUUAUAGUAUAAUAAAACUAGCAAAAAGAUUAAUAA
Messenger RNA from Suricata suricatta (meerkat), 3904 nucleotides. Its product is annotated as serine/threonine-protein kinase Sgk3. Gene Ontology annotation, molecular function: protein serine/threonine kinase activity; ATP binding; phosphatidylinositol binding. Gene Ontology annotation, biological process: protein phosphorylation. The record is from RefSeq and is a predicted model, not a curated record. The coding region runs from base 755 to 2227 and encodes 490 amino acids. Lineage: Eukaryota; Metazoa; Chordata; Mammalia; Carnivora; Herpestidae. The transcript has 20 exons.